CAAAUCAUCAAUGGCGGACAUUCGCUGUCGCCUAGAUAAAAUAAUUUAACACGCGAAUUAUUUACAUAACAACAUAUAACCUGCAUGCAAAAAGUAUAAAAUUUAUAUAAAAACCAACACGGGUUACGAUCAAAAUGUCGACAGUCGUAUCUGACUGUUUCACCAUCGGGAGUAUUGUAGCCACUAAAACAUGUUAUAACGAAGAAAUUGAAGGGGAAGUUUUGGCUUUCGAUCCUCAGACCAAGAUGUUAAUAUUAAAAUGCCCAUCAUCGAGCGGUAAUCCAAAGAGACAUGAUGUUAAUAUUGUUAAUCUAUCGCUUGUUAGCGAUGUGCAAAUUAAAAAGGAGGUAACAACGGUUCCGGAACCACCACAGUCACUAAACCUUCACAGAUUGAAUACCAGAGUAAGGAAUUCCAUAGAAAAUAAACGGAGACUUGUGUCAGCACUAUCAGCUUGCUUGGAUCCGGAAGGUCAGCGGCUGUUCUUAGCUAUCGCACGGGUUAUCGACGACGUAUCCUGGGCGGGACAAAGCAUCCGUGUCUAUAAUGAGGUCACCAUCACACCACCGUACAAAGUAGAGAACGUAAUAGGUGAACAAGAUUCUAAGCCCUACAAUUAUAUACGAAAGUUUGUUGAAAGACAUUGGAAGGAUUAUCACGAUCACGCAGCUGCUUCAAACUCGCAGCAACAAUAAAAAACAUUAUAUAUAUCUAUAUA
This is a messenger RNA of Papilio machaon (common yellow swallowtail), 718 nucleotides long. It is a transcript of the gene Lsm12a, whose product is annotated as protein LSM12 homolog. The coding region runs from base 135 to 695 and encodes 186 amino acids. The transcript is spliced from 3 exons. The record is from RefSeq and is a predicted model, not a curated record. Gene Ontology annotation, molecular function: RNA binding. NCBI's taxonomy places the organism in Eukaryota, Metazoa, Arthropoda, Insecta, Lepidoptera, Papilionidae.